Messenger RNA from Suillus clintonianus, 1126 nucleotides. RefSeq lists its product as uncharacterized. Lineage: Eukaryota; Fungi; Basidiomycota; Agaricomycetes; Boletales; Suillaceae. The record is from RefSeq and is a predicted model, not a curated record. The transcript is spliced from 4 exons. The coding region runs from base 23 to 1126 and encodes 367 amino acids.
CAUCUAUACUCUCUUCUAUACCAUGGCGCCUUUCUUAUUCGACUCGCUUGCCGACUCGCCGCCGCCGUCGCGUGCUGCGUCUCCUGUCGUCGCGUCUCCUGCUCAGGAACCUGAGCCGAUCGAAACCGAGGCCGACGUUCUUCGUCGCGAAUGGACCGCGCUUCGCGAAGUCUUGGACACGCUCGUUCGCGUAAUGCCGGAUGAUAAAGAGGAGUUGAUGGAGGAUCAGGAGACCUGGAUGCGAAGUUGGAAUGGGUUUAUGACUCGUGUUAUGGCUGCCGGCGACACUGCCCGGCAUUUGCAGGUCGAGCUCGAUCUCGACGAUGAGGAGCACGUCUUGAUGACGGCUGGCCGCAAGGCCUACAAGAAUUUCGAAGGCGCGAUCCGCCUUAUCAAGGAGAAGGCCGCUGCUCAAGCGGAAGAAGUUGUGACUGCGCGGCCUCCUGCCGCGCAGAAGAAGAAGAUGGAGGUGUUGGUUCCGUCCUCCAAGAAGGCGGGUGCACAGACUGAUAUGGGUGCUCCGUUGCCUACCGAGCGCAUGACUGGUCGGGCGCCUUUGGGAGAGAAGUGUGAGCGGUGCACCAAGUUGGGUAGGGAGUGUGAUGGCAGCCCCGGCGUGCGCUGUGAUACUUGCGCGAAGGCGCACCAGCAAUGCUCUUUCAAGAGAGGAGCUGCAAGGGCGCCCCCUAAGCGUCGCGUUCAGAAGGCUGCACCCGCGUCCUCGCGUGCGCCUACCGCAGAGUCUGGUCCUCGCACCGCGUCUUCGCGUCAGGAGGUGAUGGAGCUUGAUAGCGGGAAUGAGUUGGGGUUGGAGUCCGAGGAGAUGUCAGUUCCUGAGCCCGUUCCUGCUCCGGGCCUCUCUGCCUUGCCUGCUAGGCCGACCAGGGCUAUCAACCCUAUCCUUUCCGGCCCUAAGAAGCGUCGCGCGGAGGAGUCCUUGGAUCGAUAUGAGGAAGGUGGGGAGUUGGAGCGUCUGCGCUCUGAGAAUGCGCGUCUCCGCGAGCUUCUUCGCCGCGUUGGAGAGCGUUCCCGCAUCCAGCAGGCUGAGAUGGCUGCACAGAGCAGCCGGUUAUAUUCUAUGUCGCGGGAGUGGAAGGAGGAUGAGGAACUGGCGGAGUUCCUUUAG